GCCUUGUGCCUGCCGUUGACUUUGUGGAACGGUAUGCGCGAGGAAUGAUUUUUGUGCCAAUAUUAUUAUUCUAUUUGACCGAAUUGUGUGUUACCGUGUUCCGAAAAGGACGUAUUUUACUCGAUAUAAGUGAUCUGUGAAGCUGUGAAUGAGUGGCUUGUGUUUUUAGUGUGAUUACUUUUACCAAAUAGGAUUAUUUUAUACUUUUUUAGCUGGAUAUACACGCAUUUGGGGCUCCUAAAGCUGAAAGAAUUCGGCUGAUCGAGUACAUAAAAUGCAGCGUGCGGAGCGCGUGGGCGCCGCGGGGCAGGGACUCGGCGGGGGGGCCCGCCGACUUAGCGGAUGGCGACCCCAAUGAGAUCGAGCUCGCAGGAAGCGCCGGGCCACCGAGCGAGGGUGGCGGACUCCUCUAGGAGCGGGAACGCCACGGCGAAAUCAUCCGACCACCAACACCACCAACAGCAGAACCAGAACGUCGCAGCAGCCGCUGCCGCAGCCGCUACAACAACUUCCAACGUAACCGCGGCCGCGACCGCAGCCGCCCAUCAGCCUAAUCCGGCGAACGCCAAUUUCGAGUACGAUGACAACGAAUGGGAUAUCGGCAUCGGUGAUUUGAUAAUCGACUUGGAUGCAGACAUAGAAAAGACCAACGACCAAUCGGGGGGCAUGGCGGCUAACGCCGGUUCCGGAGGAGCGCAAGCCUCCAAAACGCAGGCCACGGCCAAAAUGCACAUCGAGCACUCAGCCACCGCCGACAAAGGGCUUAAGAUGAAGAUCAAACGCACGAAACCGGGCACCAAAACCUCGGAGGCGAAACACGAAAUCGUAAAAUCCAACGAGCUGAAUGGCAUCCAGGCCGACCAACAACCGGAUCUGAAGGGCGGCGGCCAAAAGAUACACGCAGCGGCGGCGCCUCCUUCGGGCGCCGGCGUAUUAAACUCAGCAGCGGCGGCCGCGGCUGCCGCCAAAAGAGGCUCAAGCGGCCAUCGUCGGGACAAAGUCAGAGACAAGCAUUCUUCCACGUCAUCCAACUCCUCGAAUUCCUCUUCGUCUUCGUCGUCAUCCUCAUCGUCGUCCAGUGAUAACAAACCCACCAACAACAACCCCUCGAAAGCGGGGUCGGCUGCGGCCGGCGCCGCACCCAGUGCUGUGAGUGUGUCCGAAAUGAACGGCAUCAUGCGAGUGAGUGCUCCGCAAACGGGUCCGCCGCGGUCCGUGUUCCCGGCGAGUACGGGUCCAGGACCGCCACCCGCGUCUUCGGUGACGGGUGGACCGACGACCGCCGGACCGCCGCCGAGUCCAGCCGCCGCCACCGCUCCCGGUUCCGCGUCCAAACCGGAGCAGGCGAAAGUGUCGUCGACAUCUUCCGGCGGUAACUCGGCCGCCGUAACUGCCGCAGCUUCGGCCGUGGCAGUGGCGGCGGGUAUAGCAGCGACGGUUACGGGCAGUGCCGUCGGCGUGCAGGUGCAACCAUCGAAUGCGAUCGUUAGUGAUGAUGGCAGUUUGUCACCGCCACCGCCUAAUAAGAAAAUGAAGCAUGAUCCGAAGGAUGUAGCAGACGUUUGUGUGGGUACCAGCGUGGGUACCAUUACCGAACCCGAUUGUCUGGGUCCCUGUGAACCCGGUACGAGCGUUACCCUUGAGGGUAUCGUUUGGCACGAAACUGAAGGGGGUGUACUUGUCGUCAACGUGACGUGGAGGGGGAAAACCUACGUUGGAACUCUUCUAGAUUGCACAAGACACGAUUGGGCUCCACCUAGAUUCUGUGAUUCGCCUACAAGCGACUUGGAUAACAGGACGCCUAAAGGCAGAGAAACCCGAUCGUCAGUUCACAGUAAGCUCCGCAACGGCGGCGGUGGCACCGGGGGCGGCGUGGGAGUCAAAGGCCGAAGAGGCGGCGCGGCCGCUAACGGCUCAGGUCCCUCGACAGCCCCCUCUUCGCCCACACCAUUCGUACCACCGCGACCUGACGCCACCAACAAACGAAAGAGUCGAGCCGGCGAAGAAGAAACAGCCGCCCCCCAACCGGGCGGCGCCGUGAAGAAACCGAAAGCCUCUCUGGCCCCAGUAGUACCUGUAGUAGCGACGGCACCGCCCGCCGCCCCUUGCACCAGCCCACCACCCUCGCCCGUUCUCCUGGAAUGCCCCGAACCCAACUGCUCCAAGAAGUACAAGCACAUCAACGGUUUGAAGUACCACCAGUCGCACGCGCACGGCUCCGCCGAUGAUGAAGACACCAAAGACGUAACGUCGAUGUCCGAGAACGACGAAUCGAACAUCGAAGCUCCGAGUCCCAGUAUGGUGGCGGUUAAAUCACCGGAUAAAGCACAGGAAAGUCAGAGUAGUCCUCUGACUCCUCCGCAGCAGCAGCCACCGCAACAGCAGCUGCAACAGCAGAAGAAGGAGGAGCUGCCGUUACUUCUCAGAGGAUCGAAUUUAUUGGAGGUGCCUAACAGCCAACCGGGUACGCCGAGGAGCACCCCUCCGUCACCGGCUACGCCGCAGAGCAUCCAGGAGUUACCGCCUGUAGCCAGCUCACCCACUGUGCCUAUUUUAGUAGACUCCAAGAGCAACGUCGUGAAGCCCGGCGUACUGCGGUACACGUCGCCAGAUGAGUAUCCGGUAGGAGUUGGAUUAUUUUCAGGAAGCAAACCUCAGGUCCAAGGAACACCAAUAUCAAAUUCAAACCCACUGUCGACGUCUCGAAGUACCUCGGUACCGUUAGAUCAAACGGCAAUCGGCGUUCAGCAACAAGAACCGGCGCCACAACCGCAGUCUUUCAGCAACCAACUGCAGUCGCAAGUCAACAUGGCAGCGGCUCAGUUCACGCAACCGCCUUCCAUUAUCAUCCCAUCGUCGCAGAACAGCGCCAGCAUCAUUAGUCAACCGUUGUCGCCGCACAUGCCGCCCAGUCCCAAGAUAUCCCAAUUCAAGGUGAAACCGACGUCGUCGUUGAUGCCCGACGAAAAGAAGCAACAGCAGAGCAUUCAGGGAUGUAAUAAGACGCCGGGAUUCGCGAAAAAGAAGAACAGGAAAUCGCCGGCGGGCAGUCCGCACCCGCCGCAAUCCGAGCAGCCCGUGUUCGGUUCCGAACAGUCCAGUAGAGAUGAAGUACAAAGUCCGGCGUAUUCGGAUAUUUCUGACGACGGUGCUCCCGUAAUGGAACCCGACAUGGCCGACAAGAUCAAACCGCAAGACAAAAAGACGGAAACGGGUCAACCACUACCUCACAUGCCCCAAUACGGCAUGUAUCAUCCCUUCUACGGACAACACCACCAGUAUCUGGUACCAUCGACGCAGGAGAACAAGCCAAAAGAACCCGAGAAGCCCAGCGAGAAGGAACCAACCAAAGACAGCAAAAAAGACGGGGAAUAUCCCCCAAAGGUGCUACCGCCACAUUAUUACCCGUACGGAUACGUACCCGGUUACGCUUACAACAUGGAUUCGAAUUACGGAGGGGUGCAAAUGGUGCAAGACGAUAAAAUCAAAGAUGAGCGAUUGAAAGAAAGUCCCAGCCCCAUUGAGCAAACCGUCAAACAACCUACCCCCAUUCCCAAUCCGAUUCAAGUGCCCACCCCGGGUAAAGUAAAAGACCCCAGUCUGAAAGAUAAACACCAGAACGAGAACCACCAAAUCCUCAAGGAGAGCAUAGAAAUUAAAAACCAAAUGAACCCGUACCUCUAUUCGCGACAGUCUCAACAACAACAACAACAGCAGCAGCAGCAACAACAACAGCAGCAGCAACAACAACAGCAGCAACAACAGCAGCAGCAGCAGAUGAGCCAACAACAGCAAAUGAGUCAGCAACAGCAGCAGCAACCGUCGCAUCAGCCUCAACAGCAGCAGCAACAACAACAGCAGCAGCAGCAACCACAACCUCAACACCAUGGACAGAGGGAAGAGGAUGUUAGGAGGUUCUAUGUGUACUCGGAUCAGAGGCGUAAAGAACCUCAACCGAUACCAGAACACAAGUCUAAUCAAACUCCAACAAAGGUACAAAUGUCACAGAGUCCCAACAUCAAAUCUAAAGAAAUAAAACUGGAGGAGAAGAAAGAAAAGGAGGUGAAACAGGAAGGUGUGAAACCGACGAUGGAAACACAAGGUCCUCCUCCGCCUCCUACGUCGCAGUACGCAUAUAUACAUCCGAGUUAUAUGCAACAAGCUCAUUACGGAGCUUUACCUUUUGAUCCAAACCACCCUAUGUACAGAGGAAUCAUGGUUCCCGGCCCGUACAGCGGUAGUCCUUACCUUCAUCCUCCCAUGCAGAGGUACCACGCCCCCGAGGACCUGUCCCGGCCGCCGCCGCCCACCAAAGCGCUCGACAUGUUGCAGCACCACGCCCAGUACUACUCGUCGCACAAGAUACACGAGCUGCAGGAGCGCGCCAUCAAAUCGCCGACGCCGAAGACGUCGAUGGCCGGUUCGAGUCCGUCGAUGACGAACAACAACAACAGCAACGUCGUAGGCGGCCAGCAGGGGGCGGGAGGUGGAGGCGGGCCGCCACCUCAGGGGCCUCCGGCCGCCGGUCAGGUGCAAAUGAACGCGCCGCCGGCUUCGCAGCAGCCGGGCGGCGGCGCGGCGCCGGCAAGCUGCAAGCAGCCUCAGCAGCAGGGCGAGGGGAAGGAGUCGAGGUCGCCGCCGCCGCAGAGGCACGUGCACACGCACCACCACACCCACGUGGGACUCGGAUAUCCCAUGUAUCCCGCACCCUACGGAGCUGCCGUACUGGCUAGCCAACAGGCCGCUGCAGUGACCGUCAUCAAUCCCUACCCGACGAAAUGAGUGUCCGCGACGCGCCCCCCGCAAUAUCAGACUGAUAAAAAAGCAGCAGUGUUGUAGUGACUAUAAGCAUUCCAUAAUACAAAAAAAAUUUAUCUCUUUUACGAGUUAUAAUAAUACGAGUACGUGUACCGCUGUUUGUUCUUCUCGGUUGGUUUUUUUUUUUAUCGAAAGAAAAAGAAAACAAAAUUAUAAAUAUCCCCGAUUGACUUUAUUUGAAAGAAAAAAUAUAUAUAAAAUUGGAUUGGAAAAGUUGGUGCAAAAAUUGAAAAUUUUAAAAUUCCUUUCUCGCAAAUAAAUCGACGAAUUUGUUUGGGCUAAAUAAUAAAAAUAACCAAAACAUUUUCACAUUAUAUGAAAGUAGUUUAGUACUAAAAAAAUUGACACCACCCUGUAUAUGAUUUUUAAUUUAUUUUUUAAGGACCUUUUUGUUAGUCGAUUUAGUGGAGUAAAAAUGGUUUUUCUUUAGCCGAAUUCGACGAUUUGUUUGCCAGGAAUGUAAUAAUUAAUUGAUUGAUUAAAAUUAAUUAUUAUUAUUGAAUGUGUAAAUAGUGUAAUAAAGGCGUAAUGUCUUUUUUGAAAAAGAGUCAUGUUAGAGGAGUACUUUGUAGUAGACUGAUACUUGACCUAUUAGGUACUGUGUAUUUUUUAAUGUCUUCUUUUAUUAUGGAACAUUACGAGACUAGACUUAUUGUACUGGAUGCUACGACUAUUUUUUACAUUCAUUGUUCACAAUUCGAUAUCAAAUAAGAAUGAAAGAAUUUUUGAGAUAUCACAGUUUUUUAUUGAGAAACAGUUUUGUUACAUAUCACAACAGUUUUUUAGAUUUUGCCGUACAUUUUUGAGAAAUCGUAAGUAGUUCUUCCUGGAGAUAACAGGAACAGUUUUUUUGAUGUUACAAACAGUUUUUUGAGAUAAUUAAGCAUUUUUUUUACAUAUCGCAACAGUUUUUGAGAUUUUAACUUAAAUUGUAUAUAUAUUUUAAACAGGUGUUCUUGGAGAUAUCAGAAACAGUUUUUUGAUGUCGCAAACAAUUUUUUGAGAUAAUCUGGACAUUUUUUAAAACAUUUCGCAACAGUUUUUGUGAUUUUGCUGAAAUAUCACAAGCAGUUCUUGGAGAUAUCAGAAACAGGUUAUUAAUGUCACAAACAGUUCUUAAGACUGUGGUAAGUUUUGAUAUGGAUAUAAAAUUUUGAUAUAUCCUGUUUUUUAUUUUUGAGAUAUUCUAGUUGUACUAGUUGCAAAUAUUUUUCCAUGUAUAUGUUUGACAUCAUUUUAAUUUUAACCAAAUAGUUUCGAAUAGUUCAUGUACAGUUUUUGAGAUAUAUCUAUUGUGGCUUCUUUUAGUAUUAAACAUUGUUUGAAUAUAUUUUAUAUAUUUUAAAUUUGAUUUAUUAACAAUUACAACAAUUUUGUGGACAAUUUUAAUGUCAUAAAUUUUUUGAGAUAUUACUAACAGUUUCUGAGAUAUUUUAUAUUUUUUUUUUCAUCUUUUAUUGCAACACUACUCAUCCUAGUCAGUCGUAUAGUUUAAAUGGCAGUUUUUUUAAAAUUAUUUGACAGUUUCAAAAAUAUCAACAGUUUCAAAAAUGUCAACAGUUUUUGAGAUAUUCUAAGUAUUUCUUGUCUUUUUUUUUUCAAAAAUAAAUUAUAUACUUAAUUUAUUCAACAGAUUUUUUAGACACUUUUCUACCUGUGUUCAACAGUUUUCUAUGUAUUUUACAUUCUUUUUAAUCAUCAGUUUUUAAUAGUUUUAUUAGCUUGAAAAUAGUCAGAACACGUUAAAUCUGCGAAAUCUAGCUUUACAUUUCGACUGAUACUUUGAACAGUUUUUGAAAAUCCUUUUAACAAUUUUUGUUAUAUUUUAAACAUCCUAAACGAAUGUUUAUUCAACAUUUUUUUAGACAGUUUUCCAUUUAUUUCGAACAGAUUUUGAAUGAUUUCAACAGUUUAGUCCAUUUAUUGUUUUCUGUAUAUUUUAAAUCCUUUUUAAAUACCAUUCUAGACAUACAACAGUUUUAAAAGAUAUUAGUUUGAAAAUAAUUAGAACACAUUUGGAAAUUCAUAAAACUUAAUUUUUACAUUCUUACAAAAAACUGAACAGUUUUCAAUAAAUCUUUUAACAAUUUUUGUUAUAUUUUAGGCAUUCUGAACGAAUAUAUUUAUUUAACAGGAUUUUUUAGACAGUUUUUUACUUAUUUCGAACAGAUUUUGAAUAAAUUCAACACAUUAAGACAUAUUGUUCUCAACAGUUUUCUGUUUAUUUUAAAUCCCUUUUAAAUAUAUUUCUUGGAAUGCAACAGUUUUGAAAAAAAUCAAAAAACAUUGGUAAAUCUGUAAAACUGAGUUUUACAUUCUGACAAAUACUUUAAACAGUUUUUGAAAAUUAUUUCAACAAUUUUUGGUAUAUUUUAGGCAUUUUAAACGAAUGUAUUAAUUCGACAGGUUUUUUAGACAGUUUUCUAUCUGUGUCGAACAUAUUCUGAAUUAAUGAACUAGUUUAGAACAUAUUGUUUUUAACAGUUUUUUUAUAUAUUUUAAAUUCUUUUAUACAUCUUUUUAAAAUUGCAACAAUUUUUGAAGGUGUUUUAACUUGUAAAUAAUAAAAAUAUUUACGAAUUUGAGUUGUACGUUGUACAACAGUUUUUGAAAAUUCUUUUAACAAUUUUUGUUAUAUCUUAGGCAUUUUGAACUUUUUUUCUAUUAUUAUUCUUUAUUUACAAAAUAACAGUUCAAACGAACACAGUUUUUGAAAUAUAGAUUUAUAAAUUUUCGAGAUAACUCCUAAAUUUUGCAAACGAAAUAAAAAUAGAAAAUAAGUAGAGUUUGAACAGUUUUCGAAAUUUGAAAUAAUUAAAUAUAAAUGUUUGUAAAAAAUCCUCGCAGCAUCCGGUCGCAACUUUUAAUUUUUUUAUUAAAAAAAUAAAACAAGCUUCAUUCCAGUUUUAAUGGAAUGUUUGUAUAAUUAUAUUACAAACAAAAAAAAACAAUUUUUUUCUCUCUUUAAAAUGAACGCAGUCUGUACAUCUUGUAAUCUUCUGUAAAAUGCCAUGACAUUUUUUUUUAUUAUAUAGUUAUUAUAUCGAUUCUUAUGUAGGUUUUGUCUAUAUAAAAAAAGAUAUUGAGAUAUUCCAAAAUAUAAUAACAGUAUGUCCUCAAGGUAAGAAUGCGAAUCGUAAAUAUUUUGAAGAAUGUGAUUUGGUAAGUUUUUUUUUAUUUAUUUUCUCAUUUUUAUUAUUCAAAUAAAUUUCUUUUAAAAUAAAAAUUGAACUAGUUUUUCAAAUUUAUUUAUGCUUCAUAAUUUUAUUUGAAACUUGUUGUAAUAGUGAAUAUAUUUAGAUGUGUCUUGAAUGAGCGAAUUUGAAAAUUAUUUGAUAUAUCAAAAUUAGUUUUUCUCUACCAAAUAUUUUAAAUUAAUUUCUAUUAUUUGGAAUUUAUUUUUAAAUUGAUUUUUUUUAUCUACAGUUGAUUUUUCCAGGGACGUGCUUUAUAUAGGUUGUCCUAUAUAGGUGUUAAAAAUUGUUAACAAUAGUAAACAGGUUGAUCUUUUCAUCUAAAAUAUCUUAAACAUAAAAUAGAUGUCAACUUUCUUAUUUUAAAUGGGACAGCUCUAUUUUAGUUUUGAUUCUGAUAGUACAUGAAAUUUUAAUGUAUAGCUGAAAUUGGUACUUAAUGAAAUUAAUUCCAAAGAAAAAAUGACCAUUGUGGGUAUUAAAAUAGUAUUUAUUUUUAGCUAAAGUAAAAGACAAUUUGAAUAUUGUUUUAAUUGGACUAUGAUGAAGAAGGUCGUAUUCAACAUUAAAUAUAUAUUAUUAUAGAUAUCAGGGGGUCGAUUCUCGACUCGUAGGAAUUUUUUCCUAUAGGAAUUUUUGACAUUUUUCUAUACAUCGAAAAUUUAUUACAUUUUCCUACAUACAGGAAAGUGUCACAAAUUCCUAUAGGAAAAGGUUCUUACAAGUCGAGAAUCGACACCUAGAUGUGAAAAAAACAUAUUUAAAUUUUGAUCUAAUGAUACAUCGAUAAAUUAAUUGUUUAAAUAUGAUACAUAUUUUUUUCAUUAUGUCACCAUAUUCCACGGUCAAAAAUAAAUAUUUUUUAUCAAGUAGGUUUUUUAAAAGGUAAAUAUGUGAGAAAUUGAAAGUUAUUCAAAUUGUUUUCCAUCCUGUUCUAAACAUUUUUCACAUCUUUGAACGAUGGUAAAAUUAAUGAAAAACAUCCGUUUUUUCAAAUAAAAAUUUAAAACUUUUCGUCAUGAUUCGAGUAAUAUACGCAAAUUUUUAUUUUUCUGAAAAAUUCAGACAAAUAAUUUUUUUUUUCUGUUUUUAGCAAACAAAAGUAAUUUCUGAAACAGAUCAAUAGGCUUUUGAAAAAUACUUGGCCGAUCGGACAAUUUGUGGAAAAUCGCUUUCACGAAUGAAAGUUUAAAAUUUUUCAACAUGAUUGAACAGAGAAAAUUUCAAUAUUUCGAAAUAAGACAUACAUUAAAAAUAUUCAGGUUGUUUUUACUAGUGAGUCAUGGAAUAAUUUAAAAAUUUUCCAACACCAUUUCAAUUAAUCAUACAUUUCUAAAAAAAGUCCUUUUUAUUCCCCUUCUCCCUCUUGUCGAGCUGGAUAAUUUCUUCAAGGUCUUGUUGCAUUAUCUCAUCUUUUAAUUAAAGUUUUUCCUGGAAAAACCAGAUUGUGAGGAAAAUUCGUCGGAAAAGUAGGAACAUAUGGUAAAAAAAAUAUUUUUUUUGAUUUUCACCAAAGUAAAGAAAAUAUUCAGAAAUUAAAAAAAGUUGGUUUAGCCGGAAAAAUUGUUUGGAAACCAAUUUCCUGAAGAAAAAUGUUUCUAACAAUUCGACAGAGAGAAAAUUAAUGUUAAAUUUCAAAUUUUCAUACAUCAUUCGACAUGUUUUUAUAAAUUGUCAAAAAAAAAAAAUGUUUUUUAUUUCUUUCUUCCCCCUAUCGUAAAAAUCCAGACAUUUCAUUCAACGUGCCUCGGCUGGCCGGAUAAUUCACUAUCUCCUCUUUAAAGCAAAGUUUUUCCCGGAAAAUUAUUUGAUCCAAAUUUUCUUGGGAAAUAUGUUUGGAGUAUCUGGAAAAAUUUGAUGCCAGAUAAUGAAGAACGCCGAGUAGUAAAAUGGAUAUUUUUUUGGAAAAUUCUAUAAAGAAAAAUGUAUUGUUUUACGAUUUUUACCAUAUAAAAGGAAAGAUCCAGAAGCGAAUUAAUCGGCUGUCGAAAAAAGUUGGUACUGUCGAAAAAUUUAUGGAAAUUGCUUUUCCAAAAGGAAAUUUUAAGUUUUCCGACAUGAUUCGUCAGAGAAAUGUUUAAUGUUUCUGAAGUAGUGAAAUUCGAUAAGAUGUACUCACCAAAUUUCGUAACAGAUAGACAACAUGUUACAUCCAUCAAAGUUUACCAAUUUUCCAACAACAUUAACUAAAGAAAUUUUAGAAAUGCGACUAUAUAAAUUUUUUUAAUAAUUUAUGAUAAAACCAAUCUUCCCCCUUCCUCUGUCAAAGAAAUCGUGUCAAGGUCUUUUUGCUCUAUCUCCUCUUUUAAACAAGAGUUUUUAUCGGAAGAGGGUUCGACCCAAAAUAUCAAUUCAAAAUUUCCCCCAAUUUUCCUGGGAAAUGUAUUUAAAGAAACGGAAAAAUUUAGAAACCAGUUGCUAGUUAAUUAAGUCCGGUAAACAAAAAAAUAUUUUUUUAAUUUUCGCCAAAUCAAAGAAAAUUUCCAGAAACUGAUAAAUCCGCGGUUCAAAAAAAAAAGUUGGUUUAGCCGGAAAAUUGUUGGAAAACCAAUGAACAUUGUUGGAAAACCACUUUACAAUAGUUACAUUGCAAUUUUUUCUACACCUUUCGGUAGGGAGAUUUUACAAUAGUAUAUAGUUUACCAAGUAGGAAAAGUAUUAUGUAUUUGUUGACAUUAUGAGAUUGAAACAGGCCGUUAAGGUCUAUGGCCUGGUUAGUUUCUUCCAUUCGUCCCUAUUCUUGGCUUUUUCUUUCCAGUUGAUGAUCUUUUUUUCUUUAAUAUCUUCUAUGAUCUAUUCCCUCCAUUUCCUUCUAGGCCUUCCUCUUUUUUUUCUUUGGUGUUAUCCAAACUACUCUUUUUAUUAUUCUUGAGUCCUCCAUCCUUUCUAAAUGCCCCAACCAUUGUAACCUUUUUGACUGUACUAAUUCGUAUAUGUUGGGUUCGUUAAAUAUUUUGUAGAUUUCUUUGUUCGUCUUUUUUUACUUUUCUUAGUAUCAUUCGUUCCCAUAUUUCAAUAUUGGUCUGUUCUCUCUCACUGCCGUAUAGCAUUGUAGGUCUAAUUAUUGUUUUGUACACACAUUUCUUUAUUUCCCAUGACAAUUCUUUAGAUUUUUAAUAAGUUAUGUAAAACUCCUGCGCAUCUAUUGCUCUUUGCUAGACGGAGAUCUAUUUCAGCUUGUUCUUUCGCAUUUAUUUGUAAUGAGAACACCGAGGUACAUGUAACUGUCUGUUUCAUCUAUUGUUAUUUUUCCUAUGGUUUUAGUUUGUAAUUCUAGCUUUCCAGGAUAUUUUCUUAAAUGUUUGUUUUUGAGUUGCAUGUACUGACUCUUCUUUUCAUUUAUUCUUAGCCUCAUUGUUCCCGCCGCGUCUAAUAAUUGUUCUUUUUGGCUUUUCACUAACAGUACAUCAUUUGCGUAUGCUAAUGCUUGGUGGGAUCUGUUGAUCAGGGUUCCAUAUCUGUUUAUUCCACUGUUUCUGAUGACUAUUUCAAGGGUUAAGUUAUAAAGAAGGGUGGAUGAUGCCUAAGCCCGUGUUAGACUUCAAAUUCAUCGGUUUCUUUACCUCCUACUCUUAUUGCACACCUUGUAUUUUCCAUGGUCAUGUUCGUCAGUUUUACUAGUUUAAAAGGUAUUUUUAGUUAUUUCAAAGCAUUUACCAAUUUUCGUCGAUUUACUGUAUCAUAUGCGCUUUUAAAAUCAAUAUACAUAAUAUGGGUCGGUAUUUCGUAUUCGUAUCAACAUGUGGGUACCUGUUUUAAAAUAAAGAUUUGGUCAGUUGUUGACCUUCCUUUUCUAAAGCUGCAUUGGUAUUCUCCGAUAAUUUUAUCUCCUUCUACUUCUAUGAGAUAGAAAUUUAAAACGACAAACGAUGUCUUGUAUUACUUCGAAUAAUGGGAAGUUUUAUAACCUAAAAAAAUCGUGAUUAUAUAGUGAAAACAGUUGAGUUGGGUCUUAAACGAGACGGAGGUAGUUUAUGAUCUGUCACUGGUAAAAACCCUCAUUAGUUUUCUACGGUCUUGUUUAAACAUAGGGUGAACUCGGAUCAAAUGAGAGUUAAAUAGUGGAAUACUUCCUUGUCUCUUUUUUACCUUCUUUGUCUAUACCACGGUUUUGGUAGAUCUCGCGCCAGCUUUCUUAUUCGAUCAGGUAACUCGGUGAAAUAUUAAUUUCCUUACUAUAAGGAAAUGUUGACUUUUUCUUUAAGAAAUUUUGUUUGGAAUAUUAAAAUUUCCUAUUGAUUUGCGGAAAAUGCAUUUACCUUAAUUUUUUUAUGAAUUUCCGAAAAAAGAACAUUUUCUGGUUUUUUAUUUCUUCCCUCCCUCUGUCAAAUAACCCCUGUCAUGUGAUACAUCAAUCAAUGGGCCUCGUCGAGCCGGAUAAUUAUUCUUAACGUCUUUUUGCUCGUUUAAGCAAAGUUUUUCCCGGAAAAUCGAUCCAUAUUUUCCUGCAAAUGUAUUUGGAAGUAUCGCCAGUUUAUAAAGAACGUAGAGUAGUAAAAUCGAUUUUUUUUUGGGAAAUUCGUCGGAAAAGUCGAACAAUUCGGUAAACAAACAACUUUUUUUUAAAUGUUCACCUAAAGAAAGGAAAUAUUUAGAAACUAAUAAAUCCACUGUCAAAAAAAGUUAAUACUGCCGGAAAAUGUAUGGAAACCCACUUUCCCGAAGGAUAAUAUAAAUUUUUUAUACAUGAUUCGAAAGAAAAUUUCAAUUUGUCUGAAGUAGUGAAAUUCGUACAGACAAUAUUUAGAUUCUUUUUAUUGAUAUUGAUUGCAAAACUGUUAAAAUUUGUAAAUAAAAUUCACCUAAAAUAUCAUGAUAAUAUAUUUAUUCAACUAGCAUAAGAUAGGCAUUAUAUGCCAGUAGAAUACUAUACUUUGUCCACAUCUGUUAAGUAUUUAUGAAAAUUAGGGCUAACAUUUUUUAUAGAACAACAUUUUUAUUAUUUGUAAAAUCAAAAACAAUAUUAACAUUAACUACAAUUCAGCAUUAAUUAUGUUAAUUAUUAUAUUUAAACAAUUUGUUAGGCUAAUCGCAGAAAUAGAAUUAUGUCACCAUCUUCAUCAAUAAAAUUAUUAAGUUAUUUUAAUAUUGGCAUUUUGUAACGAAAUAAACAGAAAAUCCACUUGGUAGAUGUGACACUUCAGUAAAUUAACAUUCUUCGAUUAUUCUUUGAACUGUGCAUGAAAUUUGGCAGAGAAAAAUCACCCUUUUGAUGUAUUAAAUAGUUUUAGUUAAAAAAUCAUCGAAAUUAUAUUUGCCGUUUAUGAUGAUUUAAUAAUAUUUAAUCUAAUAUAAAGAUUGUCUCGAAAAUAUUUCUAUAAUUAAUUAUAAGGAUAAAGAAAUGAAUGGCACAUAAUAAUUUUUUUCUGGAAAAAGUUAUUAUCUAGAGACAAUCUGUAUAUAAUAUAUAAAAAAAUUAAGUUACAUAUUUUUGAUUAAAUCUCGUUUUAUUUUAUGUAUAUAUUUUUUAACAAUUAAUAACGAGCAAAUAAAUAUUUUCAUUUUUUUUAUAUAGACAAAACCCGCAAAUAUUUGUAAAUUUUAUUUGUACAUUUUUUUACUACCCAGCGCUGUUUCGUGUUUUUUUCUCUUCUACACUUUUUUUUUUAAUUUUAUUUUAUGGUAGACAAUAAAUAUUAAGGUUUAUUCUAAUUUUAUCGAUUUGUUUUUCUCUAUGAUUAUAAUUAAAUCGUGUACAAGUUUUUUUUUUAAUUUUUUAUUAGGGGAGUUAAAACGAUGCGAAAAUUAUUUGUAGAAAAUUACCUUCUGUACAGACUAUGAGAGGCUUUAAUGUAAAGUUGCUUAAUA
Messenger RNA from Psylliodes chrysocephalus, 13820 nucleotides. Lineage: Eukaryota; Metazoa; Arthropoda; Insecta; Coleoptera; Chrysomelidae. The record is from the annotation of a GenBank genome assembly.